Wallemia mellicola CBS 633.66 is the source of this 668-nucleotide messenger RNA. RefSeq lists its product as hypothetical. The record is from RefSeq and is a predicted model, not a curated record. The coding region runs from base 111 to 524 and encodes 137 amino acids. Gene Ontology annotation, cellular component: ribosome; cytosolic large ribosomal subunit. Gene Ontology annotation, biological process: translation. The transcript is spliced from 3 exons. Gene Ontology annotation, molecular function: structural constituent of ribosome. Lineage: Eukaryota; Fungi; Basidiomycota; Wallemiomycetes; Wallemiales; Wallemiaceae.
CCGAUUUGUAAAAUUAUAUUCAUGAACGCAGAUAUUAUUUUAAUUUUAAAUUAUUCACCCCGUGAAGCUUUUUGGACGUUCUCUUCUUGCGAGCAAAUCCAUCAGCAAAAAUGUCAGGUGAUCUUCAAUGGCUCUUAUUGCGUAAAUCUUCUUCAUUCAUUCGCCCAAGUGCACCAGAGUCACCUUUGCUCUCAUCUGAACCUGGUAACUUGAUCGCAAAGCACUCAUACAAGUACUCUUCUACUAUCAACGGCCAAAAGGCUCUUGGUAUCAAGCCACAAGAAAAGGGUGCUUUGAUUGUUGCACGUAAGACCAAGUCUCCAAUCAACGAAUGGAACAAGGGUUUCGCAAAGACUCAAGUCACUGGUGGAAAGCGUCGUGCAUACAAGUCAACUGCUAACGUUGUCUCAACUACUCGUCCAGACCUUCUUAAGCCAUCAGUAGCUCGUGUCUCAGCUAUCUAUGCUUCACAAAACCCAAAGAAGGAUGCUCCAGUUAAGAAGGUUCGCGGCAAUAAAGCUUAAGUUCUGAAGGCUGAGUAAAUACAUGUAUUUGAUUUACACAUGCAGAUUCACCUCAACAUUUUAUGAAUAUUUAUGCUUGGGUAAACGUUUCCAAUUGGUUUUGAACUAAAUACGUUUCAACCUGUGUGAUUUUGCAAUAUGUAC